This is a messenger RNA of Merops nubicus (carmine bee-eater), 1363 nucleotides long. Its product is annotated as ADAMTS-like protein 1. NCBI's taxonomy places the organism in Eukaryota, Metazoa, Chordata, Aves, Coraciiformes, Meropidae. The record is from RefSeq and is a predicted model, not a curated record. The transcript is spliced from 11 exons. Gene Ontology annotation, biological process: extracellular matrix organization. The annotation marks the transcript as partial. Gene Ontology annotation, molecular function: metalloendopeptidase activity. Gene Ontology annotation, cellular component: extracellular matrix.
CAUAAGAAGCUGUAAUAAUAUGGACUGCCCACCAGAAGCAGGUGAUUUUCGUGCACAGCAGUGCUCUGCUCACAACGAUGUCAAGUACCAGGGACAGUUUUACGAGUGGCUUCCUGUCUCUAACGACCCGGACAACCCCUGCUCACUAAAAUGCCAGGCCAGAGGUGCAGCUUUGAUUGUGGAGCUGGCACCAAAGGUUCUGGAUGGGACCCGGUGCUACACAGAAUCCCUGGACAUGUGCAUCAGUGGCUUUUGCCAAGUUGUUGGCUGUGACCGCCAGCUGGGGAGCGCUGUCAAGGAAGAUAACUGUGGUGUCUGCAAUGGUGAUGGGUCCACCUGCCGGCUGGUUCGAGGCCAGUAUAAAUCCCAGCUCUCAGCAAAUAAAUUGGAUGAUACAGUGGUCACCAUUCCUUAUGGAAGCAGGCAAGUUCGUCUUGUGCUGAAAGGACCCGAUCAUUUAUAUUUGGAAAUCAAGACUCUCCAAGGUGUGAAAAGUGAAAACAGCCUCAGCUCCACAGGCUCCUUCCUUGUGGACAAUUCUAGCAUUGACUUCCAGAAGUUCCCUGACAAGGAGAUAUUAAGAAUAUCUGGGCCUCUCACUGCAGACUUCACUAUCAAGAUCCACUAUGCUGGUGCUGCUGACAGUUCCGUUCAGUUUAUCUUCUAUCAGCCUAUCAUUCAUCGAUGGAGGGAAACUGAUUUUUUUCCUUGUUCAGCAUCCUGUGGAGGAGGUUAUCAGCUGACAUCUGCUGAAUGUUUUGAUCUGAGAAGCAAUCGGGUAGUAGCAGAUCAAUACUGUCACUAUUAUCCUGAAAAUAUCAAGCCAAAGCCAAAACUUCAAGAGUGUAAUCUGGAUCCUUGCCCUGCAAGUGAUGGAUACAAGCAGAUCAUGCCCUAUGACCUCUACCAUCCCCUUCCUCGAUGGGAAAGUACACCCUGGACUGCCUGUUCCUCAUCAUGUGGAGGGGGCAUUCAAAGCCGCAGCAUCUCAUGUGUGGAAGAAGACAUUCAGGGGCAUAUCAGCCCUGUGGAAGAAUGGAAAUGCAUGUAUACUCUAAAGAUGCCUGUUGUCCAGCCUUGCAAUAUAUUUGACUGCCCAAAAUGGCUUGCUCAGGAAUGGUCUCCGUGCACUGUGACCUGUGGACAGGGACUCAGAUACCGCGUGGUUCUUUGCAUCGAUCACAGGGGGAUGCAUACAGGAGGCUGUAGUCCUAAAACAAAGCCACACAUAAAAGAAGAAUGCCUUGUACCCAUUCCUUGCUACAAACCCAAAGAGAAACUUCCCGUGGAAGCAAAGCUGCCAUGGUAUAAGCAGGCUCAAGAGCUGGAGGAAGGAGCAGUGGUGUCUGAAGAACCAUCGUAA